This is a messenger RNA of Rhodofomes roseus, 1611 nucleotides long. RefSeq lists its product as uncharacterized. Bases 1 to 1611 code for a protein of 536 amino acids. NCBI's taxonomy places the organism in Eukaryota, Fungi, Basidiomycota, Agaricomycetes, Polyporales, Fomitopsidaceae. The transcript has 9 exons. The record is from RefSeq and is a predicted model, not a curated record.
AUGGUCGGCCCUGUGACUUACGAUGGCUUUGUUGACUAUAUGCGAUCGGUCGGCAAGGCAAAACACAAAAGGGUCGAUCGAGUUCUUUUCCAUGAUCCUCCACCCGACUACUGGACUGGUGCUCGACUAUAUCGACUUCAGGAAACGGUUCGUAAGACCGAUGACUGGCUGGACUCACUAAAUUGGGACGAGCAUCCUCUUCCUUCUAUCCUGGAGGAUGUUUGGGAUUACCAAUGGCACGACGAUCCCGAAGAUGGCCUUGGCUGGACUAGAUCGCUCCAGAGCUAUAUGGCUCGACACGGUCAUCCGGUUGACCAAUGGGAUGUCCCGAUCCGCGAAGGCGAUCCGAUCUCCGUGGUUCAAAUAGACGCCGCGGCGCGGUCAUUCGUUCACCAAUGGAUCGCUGGGUCUCGCCUCUUCACCGAGGAUCAAGAUACGACCGGUUCCUUUACUCCAAGUCGAGCCAUGUCUCCCGUCUCCUCCAGAUCGAAUAGUCCUGAGCCUUCAGAGAUGGACUUCAAAUCUCUGACCAAGCUGGGAAUCGAAGAAGCGGCUCUUCUUCCUCCAAACGGAGUCGAUCCCGACUCCAAUCCCGAGUUCUUAGGUGACGGAACUUUGUAUAAGGCCGAACUUCGCUGCGCAAAAUGCCUUAAGAGCCGAGGAAAAACCACAAUCCCGUGCUUCGUCCGGGAUGGACUGACUGCAUGUGCCGAAUGCAACCGCAAAAGAGUCGGUUGCAGCUUCGUUAAGGACCACCCGACUGCUAGUCGAUCGAGGACUAGAAAGAAUCUACCCAGAAGAAUCUCUCCUGAGAUCGGCUUGCCCGGGGACGAAGAGUUCGAGGAAUGGAGUGGGCUGGAAGAGGAACGAUCCGUCCAAGUCGAUCGAUCUUCCUCCGAGGAGAUUGAUGAAGACGUCAGAAUGACUGACGAAGAAUCGGACAAGAUCGAGGACAGUGAAGACAGCGAAGGGGAAGGGAAGACGAAGAAGAAAAGGAGGAGGAGGAUGAAGAGGUCGAGGAGGAGGAGGACGAGGUUAAGGUUGAGAGACAGCAAAAGAACACUUAAGCAUGCAAAGUCAGGGGUUCAAUUCUGGGAAUGGCAGAUUAUUUGGGCGACAUUUUGCAUCUGGGAUGCCUGUUAUGACAUAGCCCAACACAGCCGAAUCAUGAGAGAAGUCCCCCGAGAACCCCCUCGCAAGCGGCUCAGGACUUCUCCUGAGGUUGAGCUGCCCAGCCCUCUGAUCGGUCCUUCUCCUUUGACGGGCUUGUCCCACCUCGGUCCUCCCUCGACUGAAGCGUCAAGCUUCCCUUCGCCUCUCUCUUCGGCUCUUCGACCGGUCGAAGCUGGACCCGGGCCUUCCUCUGCAACCACUCACAUGCAACGGGUGAUUGAGUCUCAAGGCCGCACUCUGAACGAUCAAGCCGGUUUAAUCACCGCUCUUCAAUUGGAGCUUGAUCAACAGCGAUCAGCGUAUACGGCGCUCCAGGCUCAAGUAACGUCCUUGGAAGCGCAGAAUCAAUCGCUCCAGUAUCAACUCGGUCGUACUCAGGCUUCGAGUUCUUCAACCGGCAAGGGAGUUAGCGGUAAGGGGAAAGAUCGUGCCUUCUGA